Molecule: messenger RNA, 2310 nt
Organism: Phasianus colchicus (ring-necked pheasant)
Lineage: Eukaryota; Metazoa; Chordata; Aves; Galliformes; Phasianidae
Gene: PIAS4
Product: protein inhibitor of activated STAT 4
Biological process (GO): regulation of transcription by RNA polymerase II; protein sumoylation
Cellular component (GO): chromatin
Molecular function (GO): transcription coregulator activity; SUMO ligase activity; zinc ion binding
Source: RefSeq, a predicted model, not a curated record
UUUUUUUUGGCUCUUUAAACCCUUCAUGUUACCCAGAGAUGCAGGGAAGCUCAGAAGCUUUGAGCUCCUGCAUGGUGUUGAUGCAGUGGGCUGCACUGAUGUGUGUUUGAGCUUUCUCCCGUGUGCUCACCGUUGCUCCUAUCAGAAUGAUGGUUUGGUGUUUAUCACUUUGUGGAGAACAUGGUGAUGAGUUUCCGAGUCUCAGAUCUUCAGAUGUUGCUGGGUUUUGUUGGCAGGAGUAAAAGCGGACUUAAACACGAACUAGUCACCAGAGCACUGCAGCUGGUCCAAUUUGACUGCAGCCCUGAGGUUUUCAAGAAGAUCAAGGAGCUCUACGAGACCCGUUAUGCCAAGAAAAGCUCCGAGGCCCCGCAGCCGCCCCGCUCCCCCGAGGCUCUCCCCAUUCAUUCUUCAUACGACCGCGGGAGCGCCGUGGCUCGGACUUCUCUCUCCACCCCCAACAUUGACUAUCCCACGCUCUAUGGGAAGUACCUGAACGGACUGGGCAGGUUGCCCCCCAAAGCUGUGAAGCCUGAAGUCCGCUUGGUGAAGCUCCCCUUCUACACCACCCUGGAUGAGCUGCUGAAGCCCACGGAGCUCGUUCCACAGAACAAUGAGAAGCUCCAGGAAAGCCCGUGCAUUUUCGCGUUGACGCCGAGACAAGUGGAGCUGAUCCGGAACUCCAGGGAGUUGCAGCCCGGUGUGAAAUCAGUUCAGGUGGUGCUCAGGAUCUGUUACACAGACACCAGUUCUCCCCAGGAGGAUCAGUACCCCCCCAACAUCGCCGUGAAAGUGAACCACAGUUACUGCUCUGUGCCGGGCUACUACCCAUCAAACAAACCCGGGGUGGAACCCAAGAGGCCCUGCCGUCCCAUCAACCUCACCCAUCUCAUGUAUUUGUCUGCGGCCACCAAUCGUAUCACCGUCACCUGGGGGAACUACGGGAAGAGCUAUUCCGUGGGGCUGUACUUAGUGCGGCAGAUGACCUCAGCGGAGCUGCUGCAGAGGUUGAAAACCAUUGGGAUCAAACAUCCAGAGCUCUGCAAAGCACUGGUAAAAGAGAAGCUACGCUUGGACCCAGACAGUGAAAUCGCCACCACGGGCGUUCGCGUGUCUCUCAUCUGCCCGCUGGUGAAGAUGCGGCUGUCUGUGCCGUGCCGGGCUGAGACCUGUGCACACCUGCAGUGCUUCGACGCAGUCUUCUACCUUCAGAUGAACGAGAAGAAGCCCACGUGGAUGUGUCCUGUGUGUGACAAACCCGCGCCCUACGACCAGCUGAUAAUUGAUGGGCUGCUGUCCAAGAUCCUGACUGAGUGUGAGGAUGCGGAUGAGAUCGAGUACCUGGUGGAUGGCUCGUGGUGCCCCAUCCGAGCCGAGAAGGAGCGCAGCUGCAGCCCGCAGUGCCCCAUCCUGGUGCUGGGUUCUUCGGAUGUGAACGGGCUGCUGCCCCCUCCGAACGCUAACGGUGAGAAUGGCAAAGCUGCUGCUGAUGUGGUGGAUUUAACACUGGACAGCUCAUCGUCGGAGGAGGAGGAGGAGGAGGAUGAGGAGGAAGACGACGACGAUGAGGGACCCCAACCAAAACGGCGCUGCUCUUACGAGAAGGGUUUGGUUUCUGCCUGCUGACUGUGGAAGCAGCUCUGAAUCUCAGAACGGACAGACUUGAAUACUCUGGUGCUGAAACUGGAGGGGGGGGGAGAGCAUCGUCUCCCACCUCAUCUCCCAUCCUCCCCCAUCUCUGACUUUCCUAUUCCGAAUUAACCAUUAAAACAAGAGAAAAACAAACAAACAAAAACCCCGCAACCACUGAGCUGCUUCUUGGUUGGAAAACCAGCCCAACUCCAGGCCCGACCCCGAACCGGACUCUGAAGCAAGGAAAGUGUCUUAACCCACGGCUGGGGCUGCAGCUCCCGCCCUGCUGCCCCCCAGCACGGCCCCACGCAUCUCCAAAGCUGUGUGCAUCUUGAUCGUCUCGUUAAUUAACCAUUCCUUGAGUAUCUCGAGUUCUGCCGGACACGUGGGGAGGGAGAGGGGGUGGGGGGAGGGAAGGAGGAGAGAGGGUUGGGGGGGGAAGGGGGGGGGGUUUGUAUCACCCAGCAUAGAGGGGUUUGGUAGGGGUGGGGGGUGAAGGGGGAGAGGUUUGGGUGGAAGCGCACUGUUCUAGAUAGGAGCUGGAGCAGCUCUGCACCUCGUGUCCGAGGACACGUCCUGCAUCCUUCAUCCCGACCCCAGGUAACGUAGGCAUCGUGCGUAGUGACCCCUUUAGUUGAGCAGAAGCCAUCGGGGGUGGGGUGGGGGGGGAUGGGAUGG